AUGAGAAGAAAGGUAAAGGAGGGGGGAAAAUGGGAGGUGCUGCAAAAUUAUCACUGCAAAUUGAACGUCUUGUUGAGGUGGUUGAGAGUAGGAGUACUGGAACAUCAAUGGCUAAUACAGUUUCACAAGGAAACUAGUAUUGCUGAAGUGAUGAAAGAUAUUGCAACUUUACCUGGGGCAGAGCGUGGUAGCAAGUUAUGGUGGUUUGCAACUAAAUUGUUUUGUGCUCAGGAGAAGAGAGAGAUGUUUGUUGUCAUGGAAGAUCCUGACCUCAAGCUUCAAUUUCUAAUCAUGAGUUAG
Messenger RNA from Prunus armeniaca (apricot), 300 nucleotides. The record is from the annotation of a GenBank genome assembly. NCBI's taxonomy places the organism in Eukaryota, Viridiplantae, Streptophyta, Magnoliopsida, Rosales, Rosaceae.